AUGGCACCACCAAAACCAUCUGCUAAAGGAGCAAAGAAAGCCGCCAAGUCCCAGAAGCCCCGUGAUGGAGCCAAGAAGAGACACAACAAGAGAAAGGAGUCGUACUCGACCUACAUCUACCGUGUUCUCAAGCAAGUCCAUCCAGACACCGGAGUCUCGUCGAAGGCUAUGUCGAUCAUGAAUUCGUUCGUGAACGACGUUUUCGAGAGAAUCGCCGCUGAAGCUUCCCGAUUGGCCCACUACAACAAGAGAUCGACCAUCUCGUCUCGCGAAAUCCAAACCGCGGUCAGAUUGAUCUUGCCGGGAGAAUUGGCGAAACACGCCGUUUCGGAAGGAACCAAGGCUGUCACCAAGUACACCUCCAGCAAGGCCACAAAAUCUUAUUUAAUUGCUGAUAAAAUAAAUUAUUUGCAUUAA
Messenger RNA from Caenorhabditis bovis, 417 nucleotides. Lineage: Eukaryota; Metazoa; Nematoda; Chromadorea; Rhabditida; Rhabditidae. The record is from the annotation of a GenBank genome assembly.